Messenger RNA from Culex pipiens pallens (northern house mosquito), 3389 nucleotides. Its product is annotated as alpha-2A adrenergic receptor-like. The transcript is spliced from 3 exons. The record is from RefSeq and is a predicted model, not a curated record. Gene Ontology annotation, biological process: adenylate cyclase-activating adrenergic receptor signaling pathway. Gene Ontology annotation, cellular component: membrane. Lineage: Eukaryota; Metazoa; Arthropoda; Insecta; Diptera; Culicidae. The coding region runs from base 2260 to 3147 and encodes 295 amino acids. Gene Ontology annotation, molecular function: G protein-coupled amine receptor activity.
ACAAAAAAACGCUCCGGCCGUGCCCUCCGUCAGUACGGAUUUCGACUCGUCCCGGGCAAGUACCGAAAAUCAAAGUGUCCUCCCGUUUGUUCGUGCGUUCGGUCGGUCCGGUUCGUUUUGGGUGUGUGUGUCCUCACGGCGCGCGCGGCGAGGAACCACCGGGUCAUUUGGGAGGGGGACCUGGAACCCUAGACCGGGGACUCCGAGGAAUUCCGGAUCGAAGGAAGCGGUGGAAGGUUGGACCACUUGGUUUGGGAGGUUGGGUUUGUGAAAUCGUGAAGUGUUGCGGAUUUUGGGGAACCUCCCCGGAUAUUGAUGACCAUUUUGGCGGAAAGGAAGAAAUGAAGGGGCAAUUUCUUCCGAAAAGUGAGGGUGCGAAUCUCCUGGAAGCAACGGCGAAAGGAUGACAGUCGUGCCGUGAAUUGGUAAUCCGGAAGAUUCCUGGAUAUUAAAAGAAGGAUCCGGUACGCGCCUCUUCCUGAUUGGAUCAUGACGAUUAUCUGGGCUUGGUUCUGGGAAGAAGCUGUCAGCUUAGGCCAUUUAAGUCAAAAUAAAUAAAUCCUUUAAGAAAAAAAAAAAGCAGAGCAGACUUGGGAGGAAAUAAAUUUUUUUUUCUUCAACGUAGAACUACGUCCGACCCCUUUCUGCGACGACGACUUCUUGGAGGUUAUGUCUGACAGCGGACUGACAGUGCAGGCGAACGGAACGUGGUGCGGGAUUCCGGCGCCAACCAACAAGUGAAAAAUAACAACAGUUUCGCGCGCGGCAAAUAGAGCUGUGUUUGUGUUUUUUCCUCCUUUUGUGAUACCACGUGAAAAGGGGAGGAAAAAAAGAGGGGCGCGUUCAUAAACGACGUAACGGUUUGAGAAAUUGUGAGAUAAAAGUAAGUUUACAUCAAAAUGUAUGCAAUUUUACUGUGAAAAAGUGUUGGGUAAAUUUACAAGUUCAUAAAAGAGGAAAAUUCCCCACAAGAAGGUGGAAAAAUCGAAAUCAACUGUCUGGCCAGCAAGAAUUCGGAAACCAGGGCAGGUGAAGGAUUAAUCGAGAGCAACGGCGGUGGAGGCUGAAUUCGCCAACGAUCACCCACCCCAUCACGUGCACCGUGAACCCGGCCAACCCGUUCGGCCCAACGGCUUCCGGCGCCCCACCAUCGCUGCCCGGCAGCUCCAACUGCCGCCGCCGCCGCAACAUUGCCACCGGAGGCGGCACCAGCAGUAGCCGCCACCAUUCUGUCCGGUUCAACGUCCUGCACCUGCUACAGCUGCUUCGUCACCCGGGUGCACCGCGCAAGGGGAGGCCACGCCCGGGGCACGACCAUCCGGCGGACCACGACGCCCACUAGCCGGUCGGCGGUGCGCCGGAAGAAACGCCGAAGAAAAAAGUGACCGACCUCCAGAGAACCCUCGCCUCCCCCCGUCCGCUUUCCCCGUUAGGGCGGUGGCACACACGCGAUGGGCCACUACCAGGUGGCACCACCGGCCAUCACCAAUACUAGCGAGCAACUGACUGUGCGGGUGCAUGUGUGAGUGAAGGCGCGCAACAGAACAAUAGCCAGAACCAAAUGUGUAAAUAAGAAGAAACGUCAAAACGUCUGUGUUUGUGUGAAGAGCGCAAAGAGCGCAAGAAGCUGUCUCUUUCUCUCUCCCUCUCUUUCGGUUUCUCGGUGAAUGUUUUCAUUUCGUUCGUGUGGUAGUGUAACUGUAUUCGUCGGAUGUGUGUUUGGCUGCACGUACACAAACGCACUAUUUGUUUUUAAAAGCAAACCGAUUAAGUCCAACGCGCGCGCGGUCAUGGAAGGAGCCCGUGACCGGCAGGUGGAAGCGCAGGGGAUCCGACGAGAAGCCGGCGGCCAAAAUCGGAAUUUCGGAGUAAAACGGGUAUUUUAACACAUUGUGUGUUGGUGGUCAACGCCAACGGCAAUUGUAAGCAGCAGGAGUCGUCAAAAUCGUAAAAGAAAAUUAGGCGGUCACUUUAAAGUUAGUCGUACACAUACACACAAACAUACAUAACACACAUAUGUAAUACAUCUUCCCAUAAGCAUACUUAUAAACUCAUAUAUUAAAGAAAGCAUAUAACUUACGCACGCACCAGAAGUUGGCUGUUACUCUUGUUAGUGUUAGUGAAAGUCUAGUAUAUUCGUGUAAAGUAGUGAAAGAGAAGAGAAGAAAAAAAGUUGAGGUUAGUUAGGCGUAUGGGACCAGCAGCAACCGUUCAGAACAACACCACCUAGCGGGAAAUAGCCCAAAACACCGUUUCAAAAUGGAUUACUCAAUGGUGGCCGUGGCCGGCAACAUCUCGCAGGAGGACUUCCUGGCCAUUGUGGGCGGAAACGCGUCCCUUGGCGGGGUCCUCCACGGCGGGUCCGCCACAAACACCCUGAACGACACCCUCGGUGGAGUGCUGGCCACCGGCGGUGACAACCGGACGAUCUUCACCGGCUACCCGAGCGGGUACACGCUGCCCCACAUCAUUUUCGCUUCCAUCGUCGUAACCCUGCUGAUGAUCGUGAUCGUGGUCGGCAACAUGCUCGUAAUCAUCGCGAUCGCCACCGAAAAAGCGCUCAAAAACAUCCAAAACUGGUUCAUCGCGUCGCUCGCGGUCGCGGACUUCUUCCUCGGCCUGGUCAUCAUGCCGUUCUCGCUGGCCAACGAGCUGAUGGGCUACUGGAUCUUCGGCAACUGGUGGUGCGACAUCCACUCCGCCAUGGACGUGCUGCUCUGUACCUCGUCCAUCAUGAACCUGUGCCUGAUCUCGCUCGAUCGGUACUGGAGCAUCACGAAGGCGAUCGAGUAUCUGAAAACUCGGACGCCGGCCCGGGCCGCGUUCAUGAUCGCGGCGGUGUGGAUCAUGUCGGCGCUGGUGUGCAUACCGCCGCUGCUCGGCUGGAAGGCGCCCCGGCCGGAGGAGCACGUCGAGCUGCCGCAGUGUCAGGUGAGUGUCGCCUUCAACCACAACUCAUGUCACGUAAGCACUUUUCUCGAUAAACGUCAAAUACAAUUUUUGCGCGUCCGCGUCCCAGCAACACUAAACGCAUUGACAGGGGAGAACACUUUGUCAUGUCUUGGAAAAAAAACAAGGAAGAAGAAGCAGAAGAAGCGCCACUUCCGGUGGUUGUUUGACGUGGAUGUCAAUGUACAUCAUAGAUGAUGAUGAUGCGCCCGUUCCGGCUUUUCUUUGCGUGGUAAGAAAGUGACGAACGGAAUGUUUGACGCAGAAUUUUGAAGUUUGAAUGAUUGUGAAGUUUCAUCAGAUCAGAUCAGAAAUUUGAAAAGUUUUGGAAGUUCCAAAAGGGUUUUCUCAGUUUUGUAAUAAUAUUCCUUUUUUUCGGGGAAAUAUUUUCCCAAAAUAGUUUUAUUACAAAUAAAGUUUUUUUUUACUUUGUUUAAGAA